Messenger RNA from Aspergillus welwitschiae, 1637 nucleotides. RefSeq lists its product as uncharacterized. The coding region runs from base 417 to 1559 and encodes 380 amino acids. The transcript is spliced from 4 exons. The record is from RefSeq and is a predicted model, not a curated record. Lineage: Eukaryota; Fungi; Ascomycota; Eurotiomycetes; Eurotiales; Aspergillaceae.
UAUCUGCUUGUCCUACCUCCCGGUGUAGAGGAGUGUGCCAACAAUGCCUGCCGGCUUUUUCAAUCACUCUCGCUUUUAUCAGGACAUAAUCGACCUGGCCAUGUGUGCUUGUCCAUGGUUACACACUCGUCCAGUCUUUUUUCGUAUAAGCAUAACCCCUGUCCGACCAGCUCAGAGAGAAUAACAAACACUCGAUGCGCCUCGAACGUGACGGCGGAAAGGCUAAGGUGUCAAGGGAGCAAUCAACCCUGUCGGUCAAGACUGUCAGCCGCAGAAGUAGUCGGCACACCCACCUUCUUCAUCUCAGCGACGCGACAAUUCUCACGAAUUUUCUGGGUAGAUAAUAUCGCAAUGUCGUGAUGAUAUCCCUUCUUCAGCAGUAACAGCGGGUUUUUAGUCGCAGUGCACCUAUUGCGAUGGCCGUCCUGGCCUCCUCGCUUCCUCCUGGAGUUUCCCCUCCCUUGACGGAGGAUAACGACCAUAAUCAUAACGGUCUGAUCGUUAUCGUUACUUCACUGGCUCUAUUCUUGGUUCUCGCCUCGCUGGUCAUCCGAAUAUUCGCCUCAUCAAAAAGAGGUCUCAUGCUCCAGGAUGACCACGUUCUCUUUGCCGCAGCAAUAUGUGCUUGCACCCAGGUAUCGCUUGUGCUUCUCCAGGUUCACUAUGGGUGGGGCAAGUCCAGAGAGCUGAUCCCGUUCAGUGACUACACACAGAUGAAGAAGGCCGGAUACGCGGCGGAUCUGUUUUAUGUCCUUAUCAUUGGUUUGUCAAAAAUAGGCACGAUGCUUUUCUAUCAGAAUCUGUCCUUGCAGCGUACAAAGUGGAUGAUCAAUGCUAUCAUAUCAUCCUGUGGCCUAUGGACCAUACUCGCAAUAUUGCUCCUAGCCAUUCGAUGCAACAGCCGUCCUUGGACUGAUAUCGAUUCCGCAUGUGGUGGGCUUUUCCCACGAUGGCAAGCCAUUUGUGCCCUUGACAUUGUUUUGGAAGCCGUGAUCCUUGCAUAUCCAGCGAUAACGAUCCGAAAUGUGCAAAUAACCUUGAGCAAGAAGCUAAAGGUUCUAUCCAUUCUGAACUGCCGGGUCAUAUUGAUUCCCCUUUCCGCUGUGCACCUAUACUACAUUCACCACCUUCAGAUAUAUUCCUCCAACCCCACGCUUGUCGGCACCUAUGCCACCAUUGUCGCAGAGCUACACCUCAGCCUCAGCAUCGUUCUUCUCACAGUCUCAUGCCUAAAAAUGUUUGUCGCGGUUUACGAGGAUGAUCAUGGGCUCGCAUACACGGAAGAUGCUUCGAAUUCUCACAGUCGCAGCGGGCGCAGCGGGCCCAAAUCAUGGCGAUCAUCUCGCCCGGUCAAAGACCUGAGCUCGUUUGGUAGCAGUUGUAAUGAAGAGGAGCCGAUCUUACGGACGGAAGCGACCGUGUCGGCCUCCUCACCACCGCUUGAAGGGCAUCGCCGCAAUGCGAUAAUGAAAAGUGUACAGAUAUCGGUAACCCGAGAGAGCAUUGAACUGGGCGAGAUGGCGGGACCAUCUUCUGCUGCGAUACCUAGGUCAACAUGAUUUUCUUCCAUCGGUAAGUUUAUUGUAUGAUCAGGGAGGUCCCAUUUGUCAAUAGAUAAUCUAAUGAACUGCAUUGGG